Messenger RNA from Toxorhynchites rutilus septentrionalis, 5580 nucleotides. Its product is annotated as cystinosin homolog. The transcript has 5 exons. The record is from RefSeq and is a predicted model, not a curated record. Gene Ontology annotation, cellular component: lysosomal membrane. NCBI's taxonomy places the organism in Eukaryota, Metazoa, Arthropoda, Insecta, Diptera, Culicidae. Gene Ontology annotation, molecular function: L-cystine transmembrane transporter activity. Gene Ontology annotation, biological process: L-cystine transport. Bases 18 to 1211 code for a protein of 397 amino acids.
GCCCAAGUCUGGUCGUAAUGUUUCCGAUGGCAUUUUGUACAAUUUUACUGGGGCUGUUUUUUGCGGAACGAACAUUCGCUUUCGAUCGGUCGCUUUCAACAGCUCACUUGAAGCUACGGUUCGAUCCACAAGAUUGUACAAUCACAUUCGGGGAGUCCGUUAGCUUGAGCCUGUUGAUUGACGGAUCAACUAUCACGAAUGUAUGCGUUCAAUUCAAUAUCGAUGGAAAAGAGUUCGUACAAGUGUCACCGAACGUCACAUGGAUAAAUGCAAAUCAAGACUUUAGCCGGAAUAGUACACCACUGGAAGUCAUUGGACUGCGUCCUGGAAGAUUUAUAGUCAAGCCCACUAUUACUCCCGAGAAUACCGUUGAUGAACGAAGGUUAUUCGUUCGGUUGAAGGUUGCCCUUUCAGAGCCGCUGAUUUACAUAUCUUUAUUGAUUGGGUGGACAUACACGGUCUGUUGGUGCAGUGGGUACUACCCGCAACUAUUGUUAAACUAUCGACGAAAAAGUGUGGUGGGCUUAAGCUUCGAUUUUCUCCACAUCAACAUUAUAGGUCACAUUUCUUAUGCUGUUUUCAAUUCAUAUAUGUAUUGGGAUAGUUACACUGAGGAGGAAUACUUCAACCGCCACCCGUUCGGCUUGAAUCCGGUGAUCGGUAACGACGUGGGAUUCGCCUUUCAUGCAUCGAUCGCUACUGGCUACACGAUUGUACAGUGUUACUGGUAUGAAAAUGGAGGCAACUCAGUGUCUUCUACUGCCAGAGGCAUUAUAGCCUUUCUUGUUAUCACGAUCAUUGUAUCGGGGGGCGCUGUGUUGAUGGGAUCUAUCCAUUGGUUGGACUUCCUGUACGUAUUGAGCUACAUCAAGCUGAUCACCACGCUGGUCAAGUAUUUUCCCCAGGCGUACAUAAACUACAAAAGGCAAAGCACAGAAGGGUUUGCCAUUAUGAACAGGUUGCUUGACAUCGCCGGGGGUUUGUUUGGAAUAUUGCAAAUGGUCAUUAAUGCGUGGAAUUUUGAUGAUUGGCAAUCUAUUUUGGGUGAUCCAGUGAAAUUUGGCCUGGGGGUAUUCUCAAUUUUGUUCGAUUUGGUGUUCAUUACGCAGCAUUAUGUUUUGUAUCGAAAACCAAAAAAGAUGCAAACUCACAGUAAAGUUCGAAGAGAUACUGCUUACCACGUAACCACGAAUCAAUGCGGCGAAAUCUAGUGAACAUCAAGUUAUGAUCUUUAAUUAUGUUGACUCAUUUUAGUUCAAGCGAAAUGUAUUAAUCUGAGUUCUAUCGUUGCGAUUUUUUCGACGGUAUUGUAUUCAAUCUUAUUCCUGAAAAACUUAGUUUAGGAAAUAUGACACGAUGGAGUGGAUUUUGCGCAAAUUAGAACUUUGAAAGGAGAACAUAAGUUUAAAAACUACAGUGGUAGACAUUCGUUUAGCCGCACCCUAUUUUUCCUCAAUAUUUUUAAAAUAAGUCAAUUCUUUCAUAAAAUUUGUUCAUAAGAGACUAUUAUUGUUUAUUUUUAUCGAAUUCAUUCUAAAAAAAGUAUAAAUUCACUUUUUGUUUUCUGAGUAAUUCAAAUAUGUGGAAUCAGGGUGGACAUUCGUUUAGCCGCAUCCUAAAAUUUCAAUAAAAGAAAAUUUGUGCGGCAAAUUUCGAGUCCAAUCGGUAGCUAAUAUUUAGUAUGUCCACCUCCAUUUCGGAUCACUUUGAAAACUCGAUUUGGCAUCGAGUCAGACAGCUUGUGUUGCCAUAUUGAUUAUAGCUCAACACUCCUGAAUUACUACUGCCUUGAGACUGGAAAUGUUGUCAAAUUGUCAUCCGUUUGCAUAGAUCAUCUCGGCCAAGAUUCUCCAUAUGUUCUCUUUGGGAUUGCAAUCGACUGCAAGCAGGUCAUUCAAGAAGCGAAAUGUCCUUCUCGGCAAACCAUGCCUUCGAUUGCUUGGAAACGUGGAUCUUUACAUAAUUCUGUUGAAAAAACGACAUCCUCGGUAGCGUUAUUCUCAAUAUGGCCAAUCAAAACGUCCUUUAGUAAAUGAAGGUACUUUUUCGGAGUUCAUUCGGGUGAAAAUGAUACAAAUGGGAAGCUUGCUGUGAUAAGAAUCGGCUCCCCACACUGUCAAACUUCCGCCCCCAAUGUUUCACUUCGAUCUCACGACAUGCCGUUGACUUAAAUUAUACCAAUAGCAACUGUAACAGUCCGGACCAUUUAAAUUGAAUUUUUUUCGCCGGAAAAUACAACAUUUCUCCAUUCUAGUUUCCAUUCCAUGUAUAGCCGGGCGAAAAUGAGAUGGUUCUGCUUAUGGGUGGCGGUCAGUUUCGGCUUCCCUUGAGGUUUCUUCCACAUGAUGUUUGGUGACUCAUUCAAGAUGCGCGCAAUAUGCCUCUUCGUUACUGGAACAACCGAUUCUGCCUUAUAGCGAAUUCGUUUUUAAAACUGAGUCAGUGCCAAACUGACUCUGUAAUAAAAAAACGUUUUCAGUUUCACGAAUGCGGUGGUUUGUUGGUGUGCGUUAUAUAGGGUGAAUGAUCUUGGUUUGUCCGAUUUGGAGUGUUUUUACGCAACUAGUACAUGCAAGUCGAUUUUUCUUCAUGAAAAUCACAUAUAAUCGAUACGAGUUUGGGUUUGUUGAAAAUCCCCAAGUCUCUAGUUGCUAGUACUAUCAUAAGGUGUUCAAAUUAUUCAAAUUUUUAUGUUUUUUAACGAUUUUCCUUAAAGAGGAAUUAUGAUCAUGGUUUGACCACCUCUGAUCAUGGUUUGCUCAAAAAAUGAUCAUGAUUUGUCCGGUUUUAGAAAUCACCAUUUUUGAAUGAAAACAUUUGAAUUAACAAGUAGAUGUUGCAUUUAUCAUUGCUUGAGUUUACUGUCAUCAUAUUGAUCCAUUCAUAAUUUAGGCUUCCUUCAGAAUAUUACCUUUUCUUGGGCAUUUUAAAAGUGUUCAUCUCAACACACUCAACACAGAGAAACUUUAUUUCUGUUAUCCGCGAAGGACACAAUAAACAAACUGUAUCGCGCCAAGCGGUUGCCAUAGAAAUCAUGUGGACAAAAUGACAUCAUUGAAUUGGACAACUCAUGAUCAGAAUUGAGUUCAUGAAAAUGCGUUUAUUUAAUGGUUUAGCUAUGUAAAUCUGAUAUAAAUGGUGUGCAAGAAUGAUGUUUACAAUAUUUGUAAGUUUUAUAAUUCAGAAAAGUUCUGAAUACGUGCGAAAUAAUUAUCUGGUGAUCGAUCAAAAGUUUGCUCGAAAAAGGGGCGCAUUGACACAAAUAGAAGGUGUAUUUUAAUCCAUUAAAACAUGUGAUUCCGUAAAAAUAUACUAUAAAACUACUGUAAAUCAUGAAAAAGGCAAUUUUAUUUAUAUGUUUCGAAACAUUCGAAUACCUUAUUUGACACAUGAGCGCUGAAUUUGAGCAUUCAAAAAAGUGAAAAACCAUGAUCAUAUUUUCGACUGGACAAACCAAAAUCAUUUACCUUAGUCUGAUUUGUUUAUAUUUGCUUCGGAGGUAAAUUAUUCUCUUUCAGAUCAGAAGGGCCAAGUGCAGUGUAAAAAUAUAAAAGUUUGAAUGAAAAUUUUUACUUCAUAUUGUUUGAUUACCUAACACAUGUAGUUCUGACACUCACUUAACCAUUUGUCGAUGCAUUUCCUGUUUAUUCCACAAAUAAUUAUAUUAUUCUGUGAUAUAGGGAAAAACCUCUUAUUUCAUCACAUAAAAUAAAUAUUCGAUACGUUAAAGUAAAUUUUCAUUCAUAAUUUUGAUUUUGAAAGCAGGUUUAUUCCACCUGAAUAUCCAUCAUUAUUUUUGCCUCCCAAUGAAAGCACACGUAGCUUAAUGCCGUCUACUCGAAUAUACUCUCCAAAAUCAGAAUCCGAACUGGAUUACGAUUCCAAUAAUACAAAAGCAAGAGCAGCAGGUUUUCCAUUUUCAUAGCCUUUAUUUUUAGAUUCUCCAAAACAAUACUCGGAACUUGAUAGUUCAGUAUAGUUGUAUUGGUGAACCCGAGUACCAACCCGUGAAACAUCUCAGUGCGAAACUAACAGCUUUCGGGGCGAACUAGUGCGACACUGAGUGCGAAACUGAGUGAAUAAAAAACGUUUUGACAGCAGUUAGUGCGGCACUGAGGUUGAAACUGAACAAAAACGAAUUCGCUAUUAUGGUGAAGGUGGAAGCUAGCCACAAAUGGCUGCCACAAUGGCACUCAUUUCUUUCAUCUCCCUCCCUCACCCAUCGCCCGUAAAUCAAUAAUUUUGCGGAACAGAGUGUAGACAAUGAUCGUUUUCGCACACUUCCCAUCAAGUAAUAUCAACCAAACUCUAAUCGAUUACUCACAAGAUAUUAAAUUUUCAUCUGCUUUCGCACCGUAUAGUGAAGAACGUCGGAAAACUCGAGCAAGUGCUCUGAAAGUUAAAUUUUCGUUUUUCAAUCUUCUGCAAUGGUUUUGUUUGUAUUGGUGGAAGCAUCGUUAUUUUUUCGACACUGAUGCCAAACAACAUCAUCGAAACAGCUAUAAAAACCACUCAAUAAAAUGUUAUUCCGGAGUCAUAGCGUCCCAUGUCAUGAAAAUCAAUAGAAUAAAAUUGUGUUGAUAUCAAUACAAUUAUUAUUUUUACGUUUAAUGGGUCUAUAAUGUAAGUUUUAGCAACUUUAACAUUGGGUAAGAAAAUUGUAUUGCAGAGCUCGGAACACUGCCACGGCUGCCUAUGCUUUCAAAAACAGUAAACGGAAAAGUAUUAAAUUCAAUCUAAAUGCCUCGGCCAACGAAGAGAAGAGUUAAGGCUUUCCAACGUGAAUAUGUGAAAACAAUACGAUCAACGAAGGAAAAUAUUAAGGAAUUAUCAACAUCGAGUUACUAUGCGGAAGAACUUGUUAAUACCAAAAGUACCCCAAUUCGCAUGUAUUAUAAAUUUGCUCAUGUUACGCUCGCGUAUAAUCAGAAUCAUAUGCAAAUGCACCUUCUAUAUAUAUUUAUAUUUGCAAUUGUUCAUCGGAACAUAUCGUUCAUACAUUUUACUUUAGUAUUGAAUUGUUAUUUGUUUUUUUUUUAAAUGUAUUCAAAGACUCGUGUCAAUGAAGCGCCACACAGUCUGAUAAGUGAAUUGAUCUAUUUACGUGUGCUUUGCUCUUCUCUCACAAACACUAUUACCCCAUUUUUACACGAGGGUUUACCUAUACUACUACAAUGGCUAGCUUCCACCUUCACCUUAAUGUAUGAGCAGGACAUCGUUUCCUGGUUGCUUCUGUCUUAUUCGACCUUUAAGACGCAAAGAAACUUUGGUGUUCCCAUUUGUUGGUCGUUAUAUCCCAUAUUCCUGGCAGUAUUUAAAGAAAUUCCGUACCACUUUCUCAGAUCGAUCAAUUUUUGUUACGAUCGAGCGAUUAGAAAACUUUUGUUCACUGAAUAUCUUUAUUAUUUUCCGUCCCUCUUCCGUCAAUAGAGUACCUUUCGCCAUUCCUUUAAAUUCUACGUAAAUCACUAAUCUGACCAACUUCUUACGUUGCACAUCUAAUAUUUAUCUUGUAAAUUGAACAUUUCCAAGUAUUUUUUUCAAAAAACAGAAAGUGGGUUAUAUCUAUGGUAUAACCGC